Zea mays is the source of this 1808-nucleotide messenger RNA. RefSeq names its product putative protein of unknown function (DUF640) domain family protein. The transcript is spliced from 2 exons. The record is from RefSeq and is a predicted model, not a curated record. The coding region runs from base 387 to 1130 and encodes 247 amino acids. Gene Ontology annotation, biological process: mRNA transcription; response to light stimulus. NCBI's taxonomy places the organism in Eukaryota, Viridiplantae, Streptophyta, Magnoliopsida, Poales, Poaceae. Gene Ontology annotation, cellular component: nucleus.
CUAACCAAAAGGCUAAAAACCUAUCCCCUCCAUCAUCCCAUUCCCCCCAUCCCCACCCUCCUUUCCAGCAUCCACUGCCACCAUCAACUGUUCAUCCACCUCGCCAGAGCUUCAUGCUGACUCCCAAGGAUGACUUGACCACCUGAGAUGCUGAGAGCGUCAGAGAGCAUAGCAUAGCAUAGCAUUUCUUGGUGUCGCUGGAUGGAUGGGGAUGACUGGAUCACUCACCCGGAGGCGGAUCAGAAAGAGUACUAGCUAACCACUGCCAAGAUUCCGCCGCGCGCACGGAUGCAUCUGUGAGCGAGCUUACACGCCGCAGAGAAUACUAGAUCACGGCGCUGCACAUUCCGCAGGGAGCGCAGCUGGAACCAAGCGGCUAAGGAUCGAUGGAUCACCACCACCAUCAUCACCACCACCAUCACCAUCACAUGAUCCCGGGACAAGAGCCGUCGGCGACGGACGGCGCAGCCCCUGACAGCUUCUUCCUGGGCCCCGCCGCAGCCGUCAUCUUCUCCGGAGGCGCCGGGGCCGGUUCGUCGUCGUCGGGCGCCGCGGCCCUCGGAUCCUCCGCCGGGGGAGGCGGUGGGCCAUCUCCGUCCAGCUCGUCGCCGUCGCUGAGCCGGUACGAGUCCCAGAAGCGCCGGGACUGGAACACUUUCGGGCAGUAUCUGCGCAACCACCGGCCGCCGCUGUCGUUGUCGCGGUGCAGCGGCGCGCACGUGCUGGAGUUCCUCAAGUACAUGGAUCAGUUCGGCAAGACCAAGGUGCACACGCCGGUGUGCCCCUUCUACGGGCACCCCAACCCGCCCGCGCCAUGCCCGUGCCCGCUGCGCCAGGCAUGGGGCUCCCUCGACGCGCUCAUCGGCCGCCUCCGCGCCGCCUACGAGGAGAACGGCGGCACGCCCGAGAUGAACCCCUUCGGCGCGCGGGCCGUGCGGCUCUACCUGCGCGAGGUGCGCGAGACGCAGGCGCGGGCCAGGGGGAUCAGCUACGAGAAGAAGAAGCGCAAGAAGCCGUCGGCGGCUUCGGCCGCGGCCGCGGGGCCGUCGUCCGAGGGAAGCCCACCACCGGGGCCGUCCAGCGGCGGUGGAGGACCCGACACGUCGUCGCCGCAGUUCAUCAUGCCGUGAGUUUUUUGUUCCUAGCUAGCUAGUUAAGUGAUCCAUCGCCAUUUGCCAUCUACAAUCCUUCCCUUGAUCGUCCAUCUGAUGAGCUAGCCAACACACAGCAGCGCGAGUUGGAGUUCGUUCCGGUGCUGCUGGUCUAGGCCGUUGUUCUUUGUCUUCUUCUCCAGUGGCUUGCAUUUUGCAAAAGAUUUCUCGACCUCCCCCACACCCACACCCCCCACCUUCUUUUCUCUGUUUCAUUCACUUGAAUCAUCACUGUGCGCGUGCGUGAGUACUGGUUUAAUCGUCGUCGCUGUUUUGUUUAGCUUUCAUCAACCCAUUGGCAGCAGGCAGAGUUUAUGUUAGUUUUGCUUGGUUUGUUAUUCUCCUCCCGAGGUACGACAUGAUGCAAACUUGCAAGAACAGUUUGAGAUUCCCUACCAAUGCAGCUGUUGUGUGCUUAUGCAUGUCAUGGCAUGGUGUGGGAGAAGUUUUAGUUUGCAGCUAGCAACAACAGUGACAAAAGCUGUAGCUGUAUAGCUAGCUAGUAGCAUCUUUCAGAAUUUGUUCUUGUAUGCAACUUGCAAGCAACUAGUAGUUUGGUUCUGCUGCAGAAGCCAGCAGCCAAACUAGCUUGCUGUGCUAUUCAUUAUAUUGGCAGAACAGAAAUAUAAUCCUUCUACAUCACACUAUAUCUGUUCA